AGUUUAGAGCUCAAAAGUCCACAGCCGCGGUGCUGGACGCAGGUGUGCCCUGGGCCUCCGGGGUCACCUGGUAUCAGGUCUUGCAGCGUGCAUCCCGGGACGGUGAUACACUCUCCUGGGGUUCAGCAACCACACUGCCUUCCAGGGAGCUGCAAUGGAGGAGUCACAGUCAGAGCCCAUGGAGUCCCCACUGAGUCAGGAGACAUUUUCAGAACUGUGGAAUCUACUUCAUGAAAACAAUGUCCUGACUCCAGAGGUACCCAUUGAUGAACUGCUGUCCCCACACCUUGUAAACUGUCUGGACAAAGAUCCGAAUGAAGUCCCCAGUAUGCCAGCAACUCCUGCACCAGCAGCUGAUGUUCUGGCACCAUCCACCUCGCCAGCUCCAGCCAGCUCCUUGCCCUUGUCAUCCUGUGUCCCUUCCCAGAAGACCUACCCUGGCAGAUAUGGUUUCCGUCUAGGAUUCCUGAAUUCUGGGACGGCCAAGUCUGUAACCUGCACGUACUCUCCUAUCCUCAAGAAGCUGUUCUGCCAGCUGGCAAAGACCUGCCCCGUGCAGCUGUGGGUUAGCUCCCCGCCCCCGCCCGGAACCCGGAUCCGGGCCAUGGCCAUUUAUAAGAAGUCUGAGCACAUGACAGAGGUCGUGAGGCGCUGCCCCCACCACGAGCGCUGCUCUGACUCUAGCGAUGGUCCGGCUCCUCCUCAGCAUCUUAUCCGGGUGGAAGGGAAUUUGCACGCCACGUAUCUGGAGGACAGGAACACUUUUCGUCACAGUGUGGUGGUGCCCUAUGAAAUGCCUGAGGUGGGCUCUGACUGUACCACCAUCCACUACAACUUCAUGUGUAACAGCUCCUGCAUGGGGGGCAUGAACCGGCGACCCAUUGUCACCAUCAUCACAAUGGAAGACUCCAGUGGUAAUCUGCUGGGACGGGACAGCUUUGAGGUGCGUGUUUGCGCCUGUCCUGGGAGAGACCGGCGCACAGAGGAAGAAAAUUUCCAGAAGAAGCGGGAACCUUGUCCCAAGCAGCCCUCUGGGAGCACUAAGCGAACACUGCCCACCAACACCGACUCCUCUCCUCCGCCAAAGAUGCCAGUGGAUGGAGAAUAUUUCACCCUUAAGAUCCGUGGGCGUAAACGCUUCCAGAUGUUCCAAGAACUGAAUGAAGCCUUAGAGCUAAAGGACGCCCAGGCUGCAAAGGACCCAGGGGAAAGCAAGACUCACUGCAGCCACUCGAAGUCUAAAAAGGGGCAGUCUACCCCCCGCCAUAAAAAACUCAUGUUCAAGAGAGAGGGACCUGACUCAGACUGAUAUCUUCUGCUUCCUGUCCCCUCUUGACACCCCUACCCUUGUCCCCUUUUCCUGGCAUUUUUGGGGGCUUAGGAGCUUAAACCUCUGCUUGGUACAGGUGUGCCUCAGAAACACCCCAGAAUUUUGCUUGCUUAGACCUAGGAUUCUGCUAAAGAAGUUGGCGUAAACUGGUGAUUUUGGGGGGAGGUGGGGGGGAGCUUAGCUUUUAAGGUUUUUACUGUGAAGACUGGGUGAAGUAGGAAACGUUCCUGCAUGUGAGGCUUAAGUUUCAAAUCAGCCAUACACUGGGUAGGAAGCUAGCCAGGGAAGCUAUCCCAAGUUAUGUAAUUUCUCCUAACUUCAUUGUCCACAUUGAUAAAAUGCCAAUAAUCAUACCUACCUCACGGGGCUUAUUGUGAGGAUUAAUGAAAUAACGUAUGUUUGGGACUAGGCUCUCUCAGGCGUGCUGAUUUCCUGUCCCCACUGGCAAAUGGAUUAACGGUUUCUCUGACUGGGCAGCUGGCCCGGCCAGAUCUUGUCUUCACCUUUUGGUUAACCUCAGUACCUAAGAAGACAUCUCAUCCCAUCACACACCCUGGAAGAUUCCAUCCCUCGUGUAGGAUCUGUAUUUUCUAAGAUCUGUUUGGCUUCCCCCAAAUACUCAGGAUCAGUUUCUUUUAUACUCUGAGGCACAUCUGUAUUCCUCACCAGCACCCCUUCUCUUCCCCCUUUUAUACCACUGUUUUUAUAUUUGUUUAUUAUUUUACAAUAAAAAUUUCCU
Molecule: messenger RNA, 2069 nt
Organism: Pteronotus mesoamericanus
Lineage: Eukaryota; Metazoa; Chordata; Mammalia; Chiroptera; Mormoopidae
Gene: TP53
Product: tumor protein p53
Exons: 11
Coding region: 155-1309 (384 amino acids)
Biological process (GO): apoptotic process; protein tetramerization; regulation of transcription by RNA polymerase II
Cellular component (GO): nucleus
Molecular function (GO): DNA-binding transcription factor activity, RNA polymerase II-specific; RNA polymerase II cis-regulatory region sequence-specific DNA binding; protein binding
Source: RefSeq, a predicted model, not a curated record